AUGCGGGGGUCCCGGGAUGAGGGCCCGGCGCUGUGCCCGGACCCCGAGCGCCAGAAGCGCUGGGCCGAGCUCUUCGACCAGCUGGACACCAACAAGGACGGGCGGGUGGACAUCAACGAGCUGCGGGAGGGGCUGGCGCGGAUGGGCAUGAAUGCCAGCUCCCGAGCUGAACAGGAGAUCCUGCGCGAGGGUGACACAGACCGGGAUGGUGAGCUGGACUUUGAGGAGUUUGUGUCUUACCUGCAGGAGCGAGAGCGCAAACUGCGACUCAUGUUCCACAGCCUGGACCGCAACAACGAUGGCCAGAUCGAUGUGUCCGAGAUCCAGCAGACAUUCCACAGCCUCGGAGUCUACAUCUCUCUGCAGCAGGCAGAGAAAAUCCUCCAAAGCAUGGACAAGGACGGCACUAUGACCGUCGACUGGCACGAAUGGAGAGACCACUUCAUCCUCAACCCGCUGGAGAACAUGGAGGAGGUCGUCCACUAUUGGAAGCACUCCACGGUCCUGGACAUCGGCGAGUGCCUUACGGUCCCUGACGAAUUCUCCGAGAAGGAGAAGAGGACGGGGAUGUGGUGGAAGCAGCUGCUCGCGGGUGCCAUGGCUGGGGCUGUCUCCAGAACCGGAACCGCCCCGCUGGACCGGCUUAAAGUUUUCAUGCAGGUUCACGCCUCCAAGACUAACAACAUGAACGUGUUUGGGGGGCUGAAGGGCAUGAUCCAGGAGGGGGGCGUCUGCUCACUCUGGCGCGGCAACGGGAUCAAUGUGCUGAAGAUCGCGCCUGAGUCUGCCAUCAAGUUCAUGGCCUAUGAGCAGAUCAAGCGGGUGAUUCGUGGGCAGCAGGAGACGCUGCGGGUGCAAGAAAGAUUUGUGGCCGGCUCACUGGCCGGUGCCACUGCUCAGACAAUCAUCUACCCAAUGGAGGUGCUGAAGACCCGGCUGACCCUGCGGAAGACGGGUCAGUACUCAGGGGUGGCCGACUGCGCUAAGAAGAUGCUGCAGAAGGAGGGAAUCCGGGCCUUUUACAAGGGCUACCUGCCCAACGUGCUGGGCAUCAUCCCCUACGCUGGCAUCGACCUGGCUAUCUAUGAGACACUGAAGAACAUGUGGCUUCAGAAAUACAGCAGGAACACAGCAGACCCCGGCAUCCUGGUGCUCCUGGCCUGCGGGACGAUAUCCAGCACCUGCGGACAGAUAGCCAGCUACCCACUGGCCUUGGUGAGGACUCGGAUGCAAGCCCAAGCCUCCAUCGAGGGCGCCCCGCAGCCAACCAUGCUGGGCCUUUUCAAGCACAUCCUGUCGCGGGAGGGGGUGCUGGGCCUGUACCGGGGCAUUGCCCCCAACUUCAUGAAAGUGAUCCCGGCCGUCAGCAUCAGCUACGUGGUCUACGAGAAUAUGAAGCAGGUGCUGGGCGUGACGUCCAGAUGAACCCGCCGGCCCAGCGGGGCCUGGAUGCCCCUGGUCCACCGCUUUCCCCCUGCCCCCUCGCUGCAGGAUCGGGGCCGGGAGGCGGCUCCGGAUCCAGGAGCGUUAAGAGGGACACUGAGAGAUCUCAGCUGGAGCCCCCCCAACACACACCUGCCCCGAUGGAGCAGGCCUGAGCCGGUCCAGAGGACCAAACCCUGGAGCAACCCUGAGGUGUUGGCUGUGAGAACCAAAAGGGGAACCCCUCACCCCAACUCUGCCGCUCAGAACAUGUCUGCUAGGGGCACCCUUUGCCAGGGGGUGUGGGCUAGGAGCAGACCCGGGGCGUUUGUGGGGAGGAUUAAUACAAAGUUCAGGGUUUGACUAAUUUUAGUUUGAGGUUUGACAAGCUCGGCUUCCAACUGCCCCCCACCCCCACCAGGUCUGCUGUGGGGUGCGUCACUCCUGGAAGCGCAUGACACAUGUACACCCCGUUCCCUGCAUGCUACGGCCUGGGGCAUGGCAUGUUUCCUGCACCGGGGGCUUUGCUGCCCCCAAGCACUCGCUGACACAGCCCUGUCAGUGGAUCCCAGUGGAGACGCCUCCAACCAGCACUGACACUGGAUCUCAUGGGAUAAUCCCUCCGGUCAGCAGCCCUUUACUCAGCACUGACACUGGGUCCCAGGGGAGAAUCCUUCCAAUCAGCACUGACACUGGAUCUCAUGGGAUAAU
Molecule: messenger RNA, 2133 nt
Organism: Chelonoidis abingdonii (Abingdon island giant tortoise)
Lineage: Eukaryota; Metazoa; Chordata; Testudines; Testudinidae
Gene: SLC25A23
Product: solute carrier family 25 member 23
Biological process (GO): transmembrane transport
Cellular component (GO): mitochondrial inner membrane
Molecular function (GO): calcium ion binding
Source: RefSeq, a predicted model, not a curated record